CUGAAAGUAAUGAUAAAUAGAGACACUUUUCAGUUUUCAUCAACUCGAUCUUAACUAAAACGAUGGCUCAAUUUAUUUGGACUUGGCUAUCUGUCACAAUUUCUCUCCUAUUUCCUUUAAUGAUGACCAUGCUUCCUACAUCAACAUCAGUUCCUCAUCUUUGGAGAAGUAAUUGCGCAGACACCACCAUGUUUGCCAACAAUAGCCAGUAUGAAACCAAUCUCAAUGCCGUCUACCGUUCUCUCACCUCCAACGCCACCAACCCCACCGGCUAUUCUCAAGCAAUAUCGACAAACGGUUCAAACGAAACCGUCUACGGCCACUUCCUCUGCCGUGGAGAUCAGUCCGCCUCCUCGUGUCGCGACUGUGUGGAUACUGCUACCACCUCUGAUAUUCCUUUGAAUAGUUGUCCUAAGUUGGUAAGAUACUCGAACGUGUCGUUUUUUGGAAGGUUGCCACCGGAAAGUCAGAUGCUUGAUCCAUGGGAUAGAUUUGGAAGCGGAAAUAACAUAACAGGGAACAUUACACGAUUUAUGGAUGCUAUUGGGGAUAUGAUGAGUGAUGUAAUAAUCCGAGCAUCUAACGGUGGCCCCGAGAAAAAGUACGCGACCAGAAUUUUCGAGUAUUCUAGCUUGCAGACGAUGUAUGGGAUGGGGGAGUGUACUCCGGACUUGAGUGCUUCGGAUUGUUAUCGAUGCUUAAGGACUGCAAUUGGAUUCCUUGAGGUUGCUACUGGUGCGAGGGUUAUGAUGACAAGUUGUAAUUUGAGAUAUGAGAUCUACCCUUUUUUUGAAGGUGCCGUCAAUUUUCCACCGCCAUCUUUGCCGCCAUCGAUGAGUUCUCCCGGUGGUAAGUGGACUACUAAUCUUCAUGUUUUGGUGUAAUGUCUUGAUUCACAUAUAUUAUUUUUCAAGAGAUUGAAUACUAAUAUCAAUUGUUCAUUAUGUUACUAAUCCUGGAUUGAAAUUGAAUACUAAUAUCAAUUGUUCACUUUUCUACUAAUAAAUAUGAAUCUUUUUUGAACCACGUAUCAUAUUUUUCAUACUAAUAAAAACAUGCGCAAUAAAAUCGGAUAAGAUAAAAAAAAAAUACCAAGAGAAAUUACUUAAGAAAUAUGAAUUUAGUUCAAUUACAUCGAUUAUCCCUAUUAUGUGGGGUUUUUGUAAUCCUCAUUUUGCUUAUAUCAAGGACGGAUUUUAAAAAUGAACAGUAUAAAACUUUAUAAAAGAAGUUGUUAUAUACUAUGACAUGCAUAUUUGUGUGGUCUCUUAAAAUUUGGUUAGUUAUGUAAUUAGCUCUUUAUACGGUUUAAUAAUUAACAUUUUGGCCUCGGCAGGAAAGAACAGAACACUAGUUGUUGCAAUUGUUGUGCCACUAGCUGUCUUGGCGCUUCUGAUUGCUUCAUGCAUGUAUUACUUUCGUAGGAAGGGAAAGAAGUACCUUUCUCUAGAUAUUGAAAAGGGCAAGCAUCAUCCUAAUAUUGGACUAUAUUUGGUAUAAAGAAAACAUUUUGGAUUGUUAAUGAUGUUUUAUGAAAUUUCUUUUCCAUAAAAGAGACAAUGUUAUUCUUCUUCGCUGUUUGGUAUCUUACAAGAUAAGUCGAGCCAGUCUAAAAAUGUUAAUAGAAUGAAUGACUGAUGUGAAAAGAUAAAAAGGGUGUUGAGGAAUAACGACGACAUCAUGGUAUUAUUUCAGUCAAGCAAAAUGAUAAAUGAAAAGAAUACUUCUCGAACAAAAAUGUUUUUUCUCAACCAAAUACUCUAUUAGUCAAAAAUUUCAUCUAAGUUUCACAAACUAUUAUCAUAUGGUGGUCUAAUCUCUUCAUGUAUGGGGAUCUGUUGCUUAAAGAUUUCACAACAGCAGAGUCCUUGAUGUUCGAAUUGGAGACACUACAAACUGCCACUAAUGACUUUUCGGAUGAUCAAAAGCUUGGUGAUGUUGAGUAAUUGAUUCAAAAGUUGGUUAGCUAUUAUUUAGGAAGCUGGGUCAAUUAUUCUUUGUUAGUAUUGGAGUCUUUCUAACGUCAAUAAUGUAGUGCUGUAGUUUGUUAUUAGUGGUACUUUGAGUGGAGCAAUUGGUGGAUCAUUAUCCCCACUUCUCUCUAGUUAGUUACUAGUGUUUAGGAAGUCUCAUAGUAGGUCUUGUGUGCCUAUAUAAUAGGUAUAUUAAUGUAAGUCAUUCAUGCAGUUUUGUGAGCAAAAAACAUUUGUUUAGUUAA
Molecule: messenger RNA, 2218 nt
Organism: Beta vulgaris subsp. vulgaris (sugar beet)
Lineage: Eukaryota; Viridiplantae; Streptophyta; Magnoliopsida; Caryophyllales; Amaranthaceae
Product: cysteine-rich receptor-like protein kinase 25
Source: RefSeq, a predicted model, not a curated record